UAGGGUUAUCUGUCAGAAGGGUUGGUGACAAAGUGGUACCGCUCUCCACGACUGCUCCUGUCCCCCAACAACUACACAAAAGCCAUCGAUAUGUGGGCAGCUGGCUGCAUCCUAGCUGAGAUGCUCACGGGGAAGAUGCUCUUCGCUGGGGCUCACGAGCUGGAGCAGAUGCAGCUCAUCCUAGAGACCAUCCCUGUGGUCCGGGAGGAAGACAAGGAGGAGCUGCUCAGGGUGAUGCCGUCCUUUGUCAACAGCACCUGGGAGGUGAAGAGGCCACUGCGCAAGCUGCUCCCUGAUGUCAACAGCGAAGCCAUUGACUUUCUUGAAAAGAUCCUGACCUUUAACCCCAUGGACCGCUUAACUGCAGAGAUGGGGUUGCAGCACCCCUACAUGAGUCCUUACUCGUUCCCCGAGGAUGAGCCCACCUCACAACACCCCUUCCGCAUUGAAGACGAGAUCGAUGACAUCGUGUUGAUGGCUGCCAGUCAGAGCCAGCUCUCCAACUGGGACAGGUAUCCUGUGAGCCUGUCAUCAGAUCUGGAGUGGCGACCAGACCGGUGCCAGGAUGCUAGCGAGGUGCAGCGUGACCCACGGGCUGGCUCUGCACCGCUGGCUGAGGACGUUCAGGUGGACCCACGCAAGGACUCGCAAAGCAGCUCCGAGCGCUUCCUGGAGCAGUCACACUCGUGGAUGGAGCGCGCCUUCGAGGCCGACUAUGGGCGCUCCUGCGACUACAAGGUGGGGUCCCCAUCCUACCUAGAUAAGCUGCUGUGGCGUGACAACAAGCCCCACCACUACUCAGAACCCAAGCUCAUCCUGGACCUGUCACAUUGGAAGCAGGCAGCCGGCACGCCCCCCAUGGCUGCCGUAGCUGCAGACCCGGUGUCACGUGAGGAUGAGCCUACCAGCCUCUUCCUAGAGAUCGCUCAGUGGGUCAAGAGCACGCAAAGUGGCCCCGAGCGUGCCAGUCCUCCCCCUGAUGCCCCAGAGCACCACCUCUCUGCCUCGCCCCCGGGACACCCAACACCCAUCGAUGGGGGUGCUAGUCCCCAGUUCGACUUAGAUGUGUUCAUCUCGCGUGCUCUAAAGCUCUGCACCAAACCCGAGGACCUACCGGAAAACAAACUGGGUGACCUGAACGGUUCGUGCAUCUCUGAGCACCCUGGCGACCUCGUCCAGACAGAGGCCUUCUCCAAAGAAAGGUGGUGAGCACAGAAGGGGCGCGGGAGAACUUCCGGAGCAAGAUGGCACCCAGAAAGCUGGACCACUCCCUUGCUACCCUAGCACUUCCUUCAGCCUCUCUGCUACAUUGGGGUUAGCAGAACACACGAGGAUCCUGGGAGCUAGAGGAAUGUCCAUUUCUUAAACUGCCUUAAUAACUAGCCUUUAACCUCUGGGAGCCGGUUCGAACAGAGCCUGGCUGGGAGCUAUCACUUUUCCCAUUGAAAGGGAGGCCUGUGCUUUGUAAGUGACAGUGUGCAGGGAAGACAGGGAUGUCCGACCGCAGUCUACAACCCGACCAGGGCCGAGGGGGCAGAAGCAGCUUGCAGACAAUUGUUUCCAAGCCAUGUGACCCACCUAGUCUCAAAUGGACAUUUGGGCCCAGAGAAGCCAUUGUCUGACUUAGGACCACAGGCCUAGUGAAUGUCAGGGUGAAGUCUGAAUCCCAGGCUUCUGUCCCCUGGACCAGUGUCUGACCACAGUAUAAUGUCUUCCUCUGCUGGGGUCACUCUGGCUUUUUGGUCAGCAAACUUGGUCCCGAGUGCUUCUUGCUGUCCCUUACCAUCGGUCCCAUCCAUUCCUUUAAUUUAGAACAAUGCUUCCUGUAUUCUGAAACUGGAAACAGAACCAGUUUCUUUCUCCUAGCCACCAGACAUAUUUUUAUGACUCCUCAAGUGCUUAAAUGUCCUCACCUGCCGCAUUCCCUGUAUUUGCCCAAACUCAGCACAGUGUGUAGUUGUUGCUAGAGAUCAGAGCAGUUCUGGGUCGCUGGUGAGUUUACUCAUCUCCCAGGCCCAAACUCCUCCAGCAUGCCCUAUGCACUUUCCUGACUCAACAUAGCCCAGCCCUCACUCAGCAGUGGGUGUCACACAUGGGUGAGUUUGAAGAUGGCUAUUCCAAGAAUCCCUCUUCUCCAAGCCCUCAGCAUCCCACCCACCCCACCCACAUACACACAGCUCCUCUCCAAACCUACUUCAGAACCAAAUGUUCCUGGCACAGAUUGCUCAUUUUUGGAAAAGCAACAAGGUGCUUUCCACAGAAACAAAUGAGUUAGGAGAGAAAGUUCCACUGAGGGCCCAUCAUCCUUCAUUAAUGCUGCUCUUGAUGCUGAGCAUCCAUUUAGUGCUAGCCAAGCAAGAGUAGGCCCCAAAGGAAUGGCUGGAGAGCUAGUAACCUUGUGGGCAAGAAACAUAGAAAGAUAAGCUAAGUGUUUAAAGAGGGGUACCAGCCUCAAGGGUCCUGGAGAGGCAGCUAUCAACUGGAGAACCCAUGACAAAGAAUUCAAAGUAACCAUGCCCUCAUAAGCUUAAGUUAAGAUGAACCUGGAGUCCAAAGCCCUCUACAGAAGCAUAGGGUGUGGGUGGACGCCAACAGUCCCCAGCCUGUCCCUGAGUACUCGGCCGCUGGUUUCUAUCCACCCCCCCCCCCCCCCCCCCCUGCCAAUAUCCAAAGAUACCCACAGGAAGCCUAGCUGGUCUGUUGAGAGAUCUCUUUGGAAUGUGUUUGUCCUCACAUCGCAGCACCUUAAAUCUAGCUAUGAUUUGUAUAUCGAAACCUAUGGGGCAUUAGAGACUUAUAUUUUAAAACAGAAGUAACCACACUGACCAGUUUAAAAUGGAAAAUA
This is a messenger RNA of Onychomys torridus (southern grasshopper mouse), 2845 nucleotides long. RefSeq names its product mitogen-activated protein kinase 4 (gene Mapk4). The transcript has 4 exons. Gene Ontology annotation, biological process: protein phosphorylation; intracellular signal transduction; cell surface receptor signaling pathway. Gene Ontology annotation, cellular component: nucleus; cytoplasm. The record is from RefSeq and is a predicted model, not a curated record. NCBI's taxonomy places the organism in Eukaryota, Metazoa, Chordata, Mammalia, Rodentia, Cricetidae. Gene Ontology annotation, molecular function: ATP binding; MAP kinase activity. The coding region runs from base 91 to 1209 and encodes 372 amino acids.